AUGUCAAAUGACUAUUCUUCAUCCAGUGAUGAUGAGUAUAACCCAGGGUCUCAAAAUAGAUUCCAUAUCCAAAUACCACAACAACAACUCAACCUAAAUGAAGUUCGUAAACAGAAUCAAAAGAAGGAGAAAUCAAAGUUUACUAAACAAACAUCUUCAAAUUUCAAUAAAGUUGCCAGUAAAUUUCAAAACAAGAAGAGCGAUACAAAAAAGUACCCUGAUUCUUAUACUCCUCGAGACCCAAGAGCUUCUUUAAAUGCAUCCAGACUGUCUUACGCUUCGUUUGAAGACGACGCGGGUGGCGACGGUGAUUCUGAUUCCAAUGAUGAUGAUGAUGAUGAUGACGAGUUUAACCCUGGUGGGUCAAGUUCAGGUAAGCAAAACUUGCCGCAUUUCAAAUUUGAUGCUGACGACAUUAGAAAAAGCCAAGGUCCCAUUGAAAGUGAUGACGACUCUGACUCUGACGACGGAAGUUAUCAAGACCAAACUCAUACCGAUUUCACUCAUAUCCAACAAGCUCCUCACGAACAGUUUUAUCACACCGAUUCAUCGGAUGAGGAACAUGAGAUCACCAAAAGAAACCACGGACGUCCAGAAUCGUAUCAUCAAGAUCCCCUUGAGAGGACAAAGUCAGGAUCAUCAGGAAAAUCAUCAGACGAACACUUUGCCGCAAACACAGCAUCGUCAUCUUCCGACUCUUCUAGACAACCUCGUAAACCAUCGAUUCAUUCAAUGCGUUCACAUGAAACUAAUCAAAGUGCUUCUAAAAAGAGCAUGCAAAGUGGAUCAAAAGAGUCCACAGGUGGUCUUCGAGGCAUACUUCGUAAAAUGUCAUUAGCUGAUCGCAUCCCAUCACAAGAUCAUGAUAUUAGUCAUAGCGAUACAUUUUUAGGAAGAGUCUUGUCUGGUGGUCAUCAAGGAUUAAGUGGUGGUGGAUUAGCACCUGGUGCCAGUCGUGCUUCAAGAGAUAGAAAUGGCAAUGAAGAUGAAGAGAAACGAGUUGGCUUUGCUGAUCAUGAUGACCGUGGUGAUUAUCAUCAUGAUAACAUUGAAUUACAACCUCUUUCCAAAUACGACGAUUUAAGUGAUGAGGUUAAGGCAUUGGUUGAUCAACAUAUUCCUGAUGCAUUGCUCCAUUCAUCAAACACAAGUGCAAACACUAGUGCUGAUGUGACACCUACUCGAAGUACUGAUGAUUUAAUCAAUGAAAAGACCAAAGAUGAAAAUGAAGAAGCCAAGAAAUCAACUGAUAAAGAUUCAGAUGAACAUAAAGAUAAUCCGUUUUAUGCACCAAACCCUGAUUUGUUUCUCCGUGGUCAUAAUGAUUCUGAACCAAAUGAAUUGGCUGAUGUUGAUGGUAAUUAUAUUGAACCGCCCAAACACGUUCAAGCAGGAGUCUUGUCUUCAUUAUUACGAUUAUAUCAACAACCAAUGGAGAAUAAAUCAGCUAGUUCCUUGACAAAUGUCGAUACCAAUGAUUCAACAGUUGACAGUUUUGACGAGCACAAGAGACCUACGCUGCAUUUAGAUUUAACUAGAUUUGGCACCGAUGUUGGUGCUGGUGUCAAGCAUGGUAUGAAGUCAGCUCAACACGGUGCUAGUAGGGGGUACCUGAAUAUCAAGGCUUCAGGAAAAGCCCUCGGUAAAGCAGCUAACAAGAUGAGGCAUUUUGAUGGAAAAGGAGGACGAAGUGGCGGUGGUGCCAAUGAUAGGCCAUUACCAGAUGCAAGUGAUGACGAUGAUGACGAUGAUGAUAAUGGUGGAUUUGGCGGUGGUGGUGGUGGUAAUGGUGGUGUAGACGGUAAAGGCAAAUAUGACUCUGCUGGCUUACCAUCAUUCCAAAAUGCCAAACCGAAAAUGCCUAAAAAGAGACCUACUGAUCCAACGAAUAAACUUAAAAAGUUAAAACGUAACAAAAAGGCCGAACGAUUGCGUAUUACAGUUCACAUUGCUGACGUGUUACAACGUCAACGAUUCAUCAUCAAUAUGUGUCGUGCAUUGAUGUUGUAUGGAGCACCAACACAUAGAUUAGAAGAGUAUAUGGUGAUGACAUCGCGGGUAUUGGAAAUUGAUGGACAAUUUAUCUAUUUCCCUGGAUGCAUGUUGGUUUCAUUUGGUGAUGCAGCAACGAGAACUUCUGAAGUUCAUCUUGUUAGAUGUGCUCAGGGGAUCAAUUUAGGUAAAUUAUCGGAUGCCCACAAGUUGUAUAAAGCAGUGACGCAUGAUUUGAUUGGUGUUGAAGAAGCCACUAAGAAAUUGGAUGAUUUGCUAAAAGAAAAGAACAAGUUCCCACCAUGGCUUUGUGUUUUCUACUACGGGCUUGGUUCUUUAGCAGUGACGCCAUUUGCAUUUGAUGGUGGAUGGAUUGAUUUACCGAUAAGUUUUGGUAUUGGAUUAUGCGUUGGUUUCUUACAAUUUUACGUUUCGACAUUGUCGAAUUUAUAUUCCAAUGUGUUUGAAGUAUCAUCGGCAAUUGUCGUUUCGUUUAUUGCUCGUGGUAUUGGAUCUAUUCGAGGUGGUGAUUUGUUUUGCUUUAGUGCCAUUGCUCAAGGUUCCUUGGCGAUUAUCUUGCCCGGGUAUAUCAUCUUGUCAGGGUCAUUGGAAUUACAAUCGAGAAAUUUGGUGGCUGGUGCAGUGAGGAUGUUUUAUGCUAUUAUCUAUUCCUUGUUUCUUGGAUUUGGUAUAACUUUAGGGUCAGCAUUAUUUGGAUGGGUUUAUCAUGAUGCAACUUCGCAGAAUAGUUGUGCCAAGGGCCAUACUAUGGAUGACAAGUGGAGAAUUUUGUUUGUGCCGCUUUUUGCAACAUGUCUUGGGCUAAUCAAUCAAGCAAAAUGGCGGCAAUUGCCGAUUAUGAUUAUAAUUGCCGGUAUAGGUUACAUUGGUUCCUACUUUGCUGGGAAACAUUUUUCCAAUGUGACCGAAUUCACAGCAUGCAUUGGUGCAUUCAUUGUGGGAAUAUGUGGAAACUUGUACUCACGUAUUUGGAAAGGUGUCGCAGUAUCAGCAAUGUUGCCAGCAAUUUUCGUCCAAGUUCCUUCGGGUAUUGCUUCCAAGAGUUCGUUGAUUUCCGGUUUGCAAACUGCUGAUAAGAUUACUAAUCGAAAUGGAACUGAGGAGACUACUACAACUACCGAUUCUACUAGCUCGUUGAGUUUUGGUGCCACUAUGGUAGAAGUUUCAAUUGGUAUUAGUGUGGGGUUGUUUGCGGCUGCAUUGUUUGUUUAUCCAUUUGGUAAAAAGGGAACUGGAUUGUUUACCUUGUAA
Molecule: messenger RNA, 3264 nt
Organism: Lodderomyces parapsilosis
Lineage: Eukaryota; Fungi; Ascomycota; Pichiomycetes; Serinales; Debaryomycetaceae
Product: pheromone-regulated protein
Exons: 1
Coding region: 1-3264 (1087 amino acids)
Biological process (GO): transmembrane transport
Molecular function (GO): transmembrane transporter activity
Source: RefSeq, a predicted model, not a curated record